UGUGAAGUUGCGAUGCGCUGGUGGAGCCUCCUGCUGCUGGCGGCCGUCGUCGCCGACGCGGCCAAGCUCAACCCGAUCAUCGUGCGCGGCAACAAGAUGUACGACUCGAAGACGGGCAAGCGCUUCUUCCUGCGUGGCAUCACGUACGACUACGACGUGAGCGACGACCACUACGCGACGUGGAGCAAGGUCGCGAUCGAGACGGCGCUCGCGCCCAUCAUGGGCUCGUUCAACACGUUUCGCCUCUACAACGUCAACCCGGACAAGACGUACGACCAGUUCAUGGAGCACAUGGAGGCCAUUGGCGUCUACGUCAUGAUCUCGGCGUCGCCGGCCAAUGUCGAUUACUUUGGCGCGUACCGCUACUCGACGAUUACCAAAGGGUGGGGCCCCGACGGCGCAGUCGUCGCCGGCGAGUCGCAGAAGGACCAGACCAAGACGUGCUACCCGGCGCUGCUCUUGUACUUUGGCAAGGCGAUCAUCAAGGACUUUGCCAAGUACGACAACACGCUCGGUGUGAUCGUCGCCAACGAAAUCCUCCAGUACGACCUCACGGCCGCUGCGUGCGUCAAGCAGUAUGUGGCCGACCUCAAGAACUGGAUGCGUGUCAACGUCAAGCAGCUGCGUAUUCUGCCGCUUGCGUACGCCGGCGCCGAUUCCGCGCCGGACAAGGCCUCUGUGGGCAUAACGGCCACGGCCCUUGCGCUCCAGCCCGAUCAGUAUACUGUCGUCAAGCUCAUGGGCUUGCUCUGCGGCGACACGAUGGUCAAUGGUGUUAUGCAGAGCAAUAUCGACAUGUACCUCGUGAACGAGUACCGCUGGUGCAACGACGGCAAGUUUGCGACCUACGAAACCUUCCUCAAGAUGGCGACCGGCAUCCCGAUCGUCAUGGCAUUUGGUGAAACCGGCUGCGACACGCAGAAGCCGCGCAAGUGGACCAACGUCCCGUACCUCUUUUCGAGUUCGACGGCGUCGCAAGGCUUCACCGAUGUCUUUUCCGGCGGGUACGCGUACACCUUUGGGUCGGCGUCGUUGGGCACGACGGGGUACCCCCUCUUUUUGGGGGGUGGCACGGAGAUUGUGAGCAAGCCAGGUACAACCGUGACCGUCGACUUUACAAACCUCGCUGCGAUGUACAAGGCCAAUCCCUCGGACGUGCAGACGGGCGGCUUCACCGCCGACACGAUUUGCUCGUGGGAACCGCCCAAGCUGCCCGCGCCUGUGACGCCCCUUGCGGCCAAGGCGGGCUGGCUCGGCUCGUGCACGAACCCGUCGAUCUUGCUCAAGCCGACCGACAAGUGGACGACCAACACGCGCCAGGGUGCCGUGUGCACCAAGGACGGCCAGACAUGCGAAGUCACGAUCUCGUCCAAGCUCGGCACGUCCGAGGAAGAUUUGUGCGGCAAGGUGCUCGAGGUUGUGAGCGGCGGCGGCACGUGUACACCGACCUCCAACACGUGCGGCAAGUACGGCCAGUGCGUCGCGUCGGCGGACGGGAAGACGUCGUCGUGCCAGUGCCUCGGGUGCUGGUCGGGCCUCUCGUGCUCGGUCAUUGACCAAAACAAGUGCAGCAAGCUCGCAUCCGACCCGAAUGCGCCCAAGUACAUCUUUACAGGCGUCGGCAUCUUCCUCGGCAUCAUGACGCUUGUGUUUGGCGGCCUCAGCGUUGUCGCGGGAAAGAAGUCCCAAGAGCUCAAGCAAGCCCAGCAGCGCGCAGCCAACCAAGCCACGGCGUCGCUCUAAGGACCCAAUAAUACAGGGUGAUCUUGCAUACAAUAUGCAUAUACUAAAUGGUUUAUAUGUAUGGCAUUGGACGGACA
This is a messenger RNA of Saprolegnia diclina VS20, 1820 nucleotides long. RefSeq lists its product as hypothetical. Gene Ontology annotation, cellular component: cell wall. Gene Ontology annotation, molecular function: 1,3-beta-glucanosyltransferase activity. Gene Ontology annotation, biological process: cell wall (1->3)-beta-D-glucan biosynthetic process. NCBI's taxonomy places the organism in Eukaryota, Oomycota, Saprolegniomycetes, Saprolegniales, Saprolegniaceae. The transcript has 3 exons. Bases 13 to 1743 code for a protein of 576 amino acids. The record is from RefSeq and is a predicted model, not a curated record.